CUGGGCAAGUCACUGAACUUCUGUCCGGCAGGCAGCCGCUGACUUGUUCAUCUGUCUCCCCCCGUCCAGCGAUCUGCCUGCCCAACCAGUUCCGUUGUGCCAACGGCCAGUGUAUUCUCAUCAAGCAGCAGUGCGACUCGUUCCCAGACUGCAUGGAUGGUUCUGACGAGCUCUUGUGUGAGAUCACGAAGCCCCCUUCUGACGACCCGCCUUCCCACAGCAGCGCCAUCGGGCCCGUCAUCGGCAUCAUCCUCUCCCUCUUUGUGAUCGGCGGCAUGUACUUUGUGUGCCAGCGCGUGGUGUGCCAGCGCUACGCCGGGCCCAGCGGGCCCUUCCCCCACGACUACGUCAGCGGCACGCCCCACGUGCCCCUCAACUUUAUCGCCCCCGGCAGCUCUCAGCACGGCACCUUUACAGGCAUCUCCUGUGGCAAGUCCAUGAUCAGCUCCAUGAGCCUCAUGGGGGGCAGCAGCGGGCUGCCCCUCUACGACCGCAACCACGUCACCGGCGCCUCGUCCAGCAGCUCGUCCAGCACCAAAGCCACUUUAUACCCACAGAUCCUGAACCCGCCUCCUUCUCCUGCCACCGACCGCUCGCUGUACAACACGGAGAUGUUCUACUCUUCAAACAUUCCCUCCACCACGAGGUCGUACAGGCCGUACAUCAUCCGCGGGAUCGCGCCCCCCACCACCCCAUGCAGCACGGACGUCUGCGACAGCGACUGCACGAGCAGCCGAUGGAAGGCCAGCAAAUACUACAUGGAUCUGAAUUCAGACUCAGACCCCUACCCACCCCCUCCCACCCCCCACAGCCAGUACCUCUCAGCAGAAGAGAGCUGCCCCCCGUCACCAGCCACCGAGCGGAGCUACUUCCAUCUCUUCCCGCCACCCCCCUCACCCUGCACAGACUCCUCCUGACCUCGGCCCCUCCGCCUGGGCCUGCUUCCCCCCCUGUAAAUAUUUUUAAAUAUGAACAAAGAAAAAUAUAUUUUAUGAUUUAAAAAAAUAAAUAAAUAUGGUUGGGAUUUUAA
Messenger RNA from Monodelphis domestica (gray short-tailed opossum), 1030 nucleotides. It is a transcript of the gene LRP5, whose product is annotated as LDL receptor related protein 5. Lineage: Eukaryota; Metazoa; Chordata; Mammalia; Didelphimorphia; Didelphidae. The record is from RefSeq and is a predicted model, not a curated record.